Messenger RNA from Myxocyprinus asiaticus (Chinese sucker), 2236 nucleotides. RefSeq names its product beta,beta-carotene 15,15'-dioxygenase-like. The record is from RefSeq and is a predicted model, not a curated record. Gene Ontology annotation, biological process: carotene catabolic process; retinal metabolic process. Gene Ontology annotation, molecular function: beta-carotene 15,15'-dioxygenase activity; carotenoid dioxygenase activity. Lineage: Eukaryota; Metazoa; Chordata; Actinopteri; Cypriniformes; Catostomidae. The coding region runs from base 35 to 1639 and encodes 534 amino acids. The transcript is spliced from 11 exons.
UGCAGCAGCGCAGCUGUGUUCAGUGCAGACUCAUAUGCAACUCAACAUGAGCAUGCUAUCGUUUUUCUGGAGGAAUGGAAUAGAGACACCGGAGCCCCUGAAAGCAGAAGUGUCAGGCACCAUCCCAUCAUGGCUUCAGGGGACACUUUUGCGCAAUGGCCCUGGUCUGUUCUCAGUUGGAGACACUUCAUACAAGCACUGGUUUGAUGGAAUGGCACUCAUCCACAGUUUCACCUUUAAAGACGGUGAUGUAUUUUACAGGAGUAAAUUCUUGAAGAGUGAAACAUACAAAAAGAACACGGCUGCCAACAGGAUUGUUGUUUCUGAAUUUGGAACCAUGAUCUACCCAGAUCCCUGCAAGAAUAUUUUCGCAAAAGCCUUCAGUUAUCUGCAGAACGCCAUCCCAGAUUUCACAGAUAAUAAUCUCAUUAACAUCAUAAAAUAUGGUGAAGAUUAUUACGCAUCAUCAGAGGUGAACUACAUCAAUCAACUUGACCCAAUGACUCUUGACACAUUAGGAAGAACUAACUACAGAAACCAUAUCGCCUUGAACUUGGCAACCGCACAUCCUCACUACGAUGAUGAAGGGAACACAUACAACAUGGGCACUGCCUUAAUGAGCUUCGGCAGACCGAAAUAUGUUAUUUUCAAGGUGCCUGCCAAAGCCUCAGAUAAAGGGAAGAAGCCAGCCUUAAGUGAGGUGGAGCAAAUUUGCUCCAUUCCUUUCCGAUCCACCCUCUACCCUAGCUACUUCCACAGCUUUGGCAUGACGGAAAACUACAUAAUCUUUGUGGAGCAGGCCUUCAAGCUGGAUAUUCUCAAACUGGCCACAGCUUACUUCAGAGAUGUCAACUGGGGCAGCUGCCUAAAAUUUGACAAAGAUGAUGUUAAUGUUAUCCAUCUGAUCAAUAGGAAAACUGGGAAAACUGUGAGCACAAAGUACUAUACAGAUGCAUUUGUGGUCUUCCAUCACAUCAAUGCCUAUGAGGAGGAUGGCCAUGUUGUCUUUGACUUGAUUACAUACCAGGACAGCAAUCUGUACGACAUGUUCUAUAUAAAAAACAUGAAGCAAGAUGUUGACAAGUUCAUAGAGAACAACAAGGACUUCUCUCAACCAACGUGCCAGCGGUUUGUCCUUCCUGUCAACAUAGAGAAGAAAAGUCGAUCAGACACAAACCUUGUCAAGUUGAAGGACACAACAGCCACAGCAGUGUUGAAGCCGGACGGCUCGCUCUACUGUAGCCCCGAUACCAUUUUUCCAGGUUUAGAAUUACCAGGUAUCAACUACAAAUACAACAGUAAGAAGUACAGGUACAUCUAUGGCUCCAGGGUUGAGUGGUCACCAUAUCCAAACAAGAUUGCAAAAGUUGACAUAGUUACCAGAACACAUCAGGAGUGGAUAGAAGAGGAAUGUUACCCAUCUGAGCCCGUGUUUAUUGCAUCUCCGAAUGCUGUCGAAGAAGAUAAUGGUGUGAUCCUGUCUUCUGUGGUUUCAUUUAAUCCACAAAAGCCACCUUUCCUGGUGGUCCUGGAUGCUAAGUCCUUUAAAGAGAUUGCUCGGGCUUCCAUUGAUGCCACAGUUCAUAUGGACCUACAUGGACUUUUCAUCCAUGAAAAGUCUACCUCAAAUGAUCCAUAGCAAGUUUCAUAACUUAAAGUGAUAGUUCAUCCAGAAAGGAAAAUUCUAUCAUUGUGUACUCACACUCACGUUGUUCCAAAUGCUAAUGACUUUCUUUGAGAUGUUUUGAGAUGUUGAACUUUAGCCUCAGUCACCAUUCCCUUUUUUAUUUGGAAAAAAAAAGGAUGCUAAUGAAAGUGAAUAGUGACUGAGGCUAAUAUUCUACCUAAGAUCUCCUUUUGUGUUUCGUAGAAGAAAGAAAGUGAUUUGGGUUUGGAAAAACAUGACGUAGUGGGUUAAAGCACUGAAAUGGUAAGCAGGUUGCUGGUUCGAUCCCCACAGCCACCACCAUUGUGUCCUUGAGCAAGGCACUUAACUCCAGGUUGCUCCAGGGGGAUUGUCCCUGUAAUAAGUGCACUGUAAGUCGCUUUGGAUAAAAGCAUCUGCCAAAUGCAUAAAUGUAAAUGCAUAAACAUAAAGGAAGAAUGUCAAAAUUGUAAAUAACAAUUUAUCUUGUAACAAAACAAGUGUUGAUUUUAUUGUAAUCUUUCUUUUUGUUUUUGCAAAGACUUACACUGAUCAGCCACAGCAUUAAAAUCACCUGCCUAAUAUUGUGUA